AUGUCUCGGCAGUCGCAUGGACCAAGCCUUGACCGGCUGUCCCAACUGCCCAGCGAGCUUUUAGUCGCCAUCUUCGAGCAGUGCGCCGACUUUUCCUCGGUGUGGAGUCUCAUGCGCACAUCGAAACUGAUGUUCUCUGUGUUUAAUGAUCGAGCCUGUGAAAUUGUUUCUGAAGUCAUGCUCUUAGCUGUGCCUGUCCAGGCUCAGAUCGUCAUGCAGGGAAUCCUCGCCGUGCAGGUGGGCGCUUUUUCUCAGUGGGAAACAUAUAGCGACGUCAUCCAUUAUCUCAUGAGCAGUGACAUCCGACCUGCAAAUAGGAUUAUAGCAUCGUCGGCACAGCUGCGCAAGUUUGUCUAUCUCUCCCACUAUAUUCAUGCCCUAGCACAUCUAUGUAUCGAACGAAUGAUCCAGCGAUGUCUUGAGAGUCCAUUAGGCCAACGACAGUAUCCCCCAGGCUUUAGGCAUCCCACAUGGACAGAGGAGCAACGGACUGUUCUUGCAUUAUGGCGCCUAUUAUUCUGGAAUCAACUCAAGAUUGAAGGUGCAAAGGGAUCUCUGGGAUGGUCCAUGGAUCACCUAGAACGACUGGCCCGGAGCGAUCUCCAUGAUCAUUAUCACUACAAUGCUCAGGUCUUGCAGGGUUUUGCAGCUUUGGGUUUCAUUGCUGAGAUCUCACUGGCGGAAAGGUCCUUUGACCUCUCCGAGAGUCCGGCUCGAGAUCCCUUUCCACUGCCAAGAAUCCCUAGUGAGUUUGACUGGCUAGAGUUUGACUGGGUUUGCGAGCCUCCUCCUUCAUCAAAGGAUCGGACAUUUGAAUAUUGUGAAUAUGACUUGAAUGUGAUGUUCCCCCUACAACAAUCAGGGCACACUCAGCAGAGAGAUGAGUCUAGCCCAGAGGCAGCCCAAGACUCUGUCCAUGAUCUCAGUGGGCGAUCCAGUCUUGAACACAGUCCUGAACACAGCCGCGAGUCUCCGUCUCAGCCUCAUCUGGACUUGAAAGGUGAAGCUGUACAGCCAUCUAGGCGACCACCAGCUCGAUUUUUCUACGGGACACCCUCCGAGGACGAAUCGUCUAACGACAAUGAAUGGAACACCACUGAGGACUUCCAGGAGGACACUGAAAAUGAAGAGUCAAGCUCGGGCUCGAGCUCUGAUUCAAGCGAGGAUGGCCCUAGAAUCAUCCGAGGCUGCCGCAUGGCCUACACCCCCUCUCCUUCAGAUGAAUUUUAUAACCAGGGCCGACCGCACUCUGUGCCUCGCCCUGUUCGUGAUUAUGGGCCCCAGUCCCUCUGGGGCCCGGAGUGGGAAGACCUUGGCCGAGAACCGCUCGGUAUCCAAUUCUGGCGCAGUAUGAGUGGGGAUCUCCCGGCCGGACCGGCCAAGUAUAUGCAGUUCCAACCGUAUGCUCGCUAUGGAUUCGCAUUCUGGGAGGAGCGGCGGAUGAUGCAGCUAGGACUAUGGUCGCACCAGGCCCUUAACGAUCCAGUCGAGUACUACCAGCGAUGGUAUACCUUUCUGAGUCAAGAGGAUAUUAAGCGCUUGGAGACGAACUUUGGAUAUAUAUCUGAUGAUGAUGACUACGAAUGA
Molecule: messenger RNA, 1587 nt
Organism: Aspergillus pseudoviridinutans
Lineage: Eukaryota; Fungi; Ascomycota; Eurotiomycetes; Eurotiales; Aspergillaceae
Exons: 1
Coding region: 1-1587 (528 amino acids)
Source: RefSeq, a predicted model, not a curated record